Messenger RNA from Cololabis saira (Pacific saury), 2308 nucleotides. RefSeq names its product potassium channel tetramerization domain containing 1 (gene kctd1). Gene Ontology annotation, molecular function: transcription factor binding; transcription corepressor activity. Gene Ontology annotation, biological process: protein homooligomerization; negative regulation of DNA-templated transcription. NCBI's taxonomy places the organism in Eukaryota, Metazoa, Chordata, Actinopteri, Beloniformes, Belonidae. The transcript has 6 exons. The coding region runs from base 276 to 1292 and encodes 338 amino acids. Gene Ontology annotation, cellular component: nucleus. The record is from RefSeq and is a predicted model, not a curated record.
ACUGCUGCUGUGAUCUAUUCCUUUGCUCGCAGUUUUAUUCUGCAGAUUGGUUUAGACUCGAGCAGAGACAUGAGCUAAUUGUAUCCUGAUCUUUGCCUUGAGGGGUUUCGGAGCCCUGGAGCAAGUAUCCUCUGUAUUUUGUUCUGUCUACCUUAGCCAAGCUAUUGCAUUUCUCACCGGUGUAGGAAGAGAGGCAGAUCGUGGGCCAAAUCGGAGGGGAAAGGUGCACAUAAAAAAGAUUCUUUGUGCCGCUCAAUGUUUCAGUCUGAUCUGGAAUGGACGAAACGGAUAUUAUGGACUUGACGCACCAGAAAGCGAAGAAGCGAGCGCGUCCGGCGGGCUCCGUGGACGAGUCUGUUCACGCGGCGCUGAAGCGGCUGCCGAUGCGGGACUGCAGGGAGAUGAUGUACGCCGUCCGGGGGGAGCCCAUCCCCGCAGCGUCGCUCAAGCAAAAUGACCACUCCGUCACCUCCUCGCCGAACACAGUUAUGCAGGCUCAGGAUAAUCGCUCCAGCAUGUCCAGGCCCAUGAUCACGCGGUCACCUGUGUCUCCCUUGAGUAAUCAGGGCAUCCCUACACCUGCACAGCUCACCAAGUCCAACGCACCUGUGCACAUCGAUGUAGGCGGACACAUGUACACCAGCAGUCUGGCCACCUUAACAAAAUUUCCAGAAUCCCGAAUUGGUCGUCUCUUUGAUGGCACAGAGCCUAUAGUGCUGGACAGCCUGAAGCAGCACUACUUCAUUGACAGGGAUGGACACAUGUUCCGCUACAUCCUCAACUUCCUCAGGACGUCCAAGCUCCUCAUUCCAGACGACUUCAAAGAUUACAGUCUGCUGUAUGAGGAGGCUCGAUACUUUCAGCUUCAGCCCAUGCUCUCUGAGCUGGAGCGCUGGCGUCAGGACCAGGAGUUGGCCCGGGUGUCCCGGCCCUGCGAGUGCUUGGUGGUGCGAGUUGCACCCGACCUGGGCGAGAGGAUCACACUCAGCGGUGACAAGGCCCUGAUUGAAGAUGUGUUUCCAGAGAUUGGCGAUGUCAUGUGUAACUCUGUGAAUGCCGGCUGGAACCAUGACUCCACGCACGUCAUCCGCUUCCCACUUAAUGGCUAUUGUCACCUCAACUCUGUCCAGGUUCUAGAGCGUCUCCAGCAACGCGGCUUCGAGAUCGCAGGCUCCUGCGGUGGAGGCGUGGACUCAUCCCAAUUCAGUGAGUACGUCCUGAGGAGGGAACUGAGGAGGACAAUUCAACGAGGACCCAAUUCAAACAGGAUAAAGCAGGAACAGCUGGACUAGAACCCUCCCGAGCAGUAGGAGGUGCUAGACUUUUCUGUAGCAGCCAAAUGUGUGAAGCUGCAGAGCUCUGUGGACUAUUUUUCUUCAUUUCCUUGUUGAUGUUUUUGUUUUCUUAAACUUGAGAACCGUCUAGAGAAUAAAAAUGAAGUACAACAGGAGAUUUUUGCCAUGACAAUUUGAUAAGUUUGAGAUUAUAAAGACAUUUGUGAUUGUCCAGCCCCAUAGACCAAUUAAAAAUAAAAUACUUAUAUAUGCUGGAUCCUCAAACAAAGUUUGUUUUAAAACUUGGAGCCUGCAUUAGGUUCAUUAUGACUUCCUAAUAUACCCAUAUAAAUUAAAAGCCUUUUUAUUGCUGAUGUAGUGUGUUGCAUAGCUUGUCAUCAGUGACUUGAUUUCGUCGUCUCGCUGGCAUAUUGGCUCGAUUGAUUUUUAUUCCUCACUCUGCAGAGAUCACUUAUCUGUUGCUUACUCUCCACAAUAUUUCAGUUGUCAUAAACGGUUACGACACCAUCUUUUUUCACAAUUAACAAAAUGUGUAAUAUUGUGAUGCCGAUGAAGUGGUUUUACGUUUGUUGAGGUCUUUUUAAAGAUUUAGUCCAUGAAAUGGAAAGAGCAUCAAACUUUAACCUCAAAGACCUUCGACAUGCAGUUUAAAAAUAAUUUGUAAAUUAUUGUGUUACACUAUUUGCCUCAUUGGGGAGUAUGAGCUAGAACCCUCAUCUCCAACUUCCCUAAUUGGAUCAUAAUUUCCUUCUGAGUCAUGGCUUGUAAAUUUUCAUUGUAUAUGUGUUUGUGUUUUUUACAUUUUUUAAAAGCAAGUUUGUUGCCUAAGACAUGACUGAACAGAUUAAAAGCUUAUUGUACUACCCACAUUAAGAUGACUUUUAUUUGUAGCACAUAUUGAUAUGAAGUUGCAUAUGAAGCGUUUCCAAGAUUGCUGACACACCUACGCUCCCUAAUUUUAAGAGGAAUGUAGCAAAAAAAAAAAAAGUGAAAUAAAUCUCAGCUUAAGUUGU